Sycon ciliatum is the source of this 1023-nucleotide messenger RNA. RefSeq names its product eukaryotic translation initiation factor 2 subunit 2-like. Gene Ontology annotation, cellular component: eukaryotic translation initiation factor 2 complex. Bases 144 to 965 code for a protein of 273 amino acids. Gene Ontology annotation, molecular function: translation initiation factor binding; translation initiation factor activity; mRNA binding. The record is from RefSeq and is a predicted model, not a curated record. Gene Ontology annotation, biological process: translational initiation; formation of cytoplasmic translation initiation complex; formation of translation preinitiation complex. The transcript has 8 exons. Lineage: Eukaryota; Metazoa; Porifera; Calcarea; Leucosolenida; Sycettidae.
AUUCAUUUCAUUCAUUUCCCACAAACAUACACAUUCAAAAAUCUUUUCAACUACUCACACUGAAAGAGAAGGGACAAGUAAUAGUUACUUCAAGCAAACUAAUUUUCAGUUGGAGUAAAGGCAGCUGUAAAGAGAAGCUGAUCAUGGAUGAGGCAGAUCUGGGAUUCGAUUUGAGCUUGAAGAAGAAGAAAAAGAAGAAGAAGACACCUGUCGACUUUGAUGCAGACGCCGGCGCAAGUGCACCAACAGACGCCACUGCGGACGAAUCUGCUGAAAUCCCCCAGUCGGAAGAAGUAGCUCCGGCUGCAACAGAGGAUGUUGCAGAUGACUUGGGUGCAUUCAAUCCCAACAUGAAGAAGAAGAAAAAGAAGAAGAAGGCAGCAGACUUUGAUGCUCUAGUUACCACCGACAGUACUGAGAAUACGGCUGAAGACACUACAAGUGCUGCAGCCAGUACCACAUCUGCGCUUCCUGAGGUUGACUACACAUAUGAGAAUCUUCUCCAUCGGGUGUUUGACAUCAUGAGACUGAAGGACCCUGAGAACAAGCUCGGAGAAAGACCCAAGUUUGUGCUGAAGCCACCUCAAGUGACACGUAUUGGAACAAGAAAAACAUCAUUCGUCAACUUCACAGAGAUCUGCAAGCUACUGCAUCGACAGCCAAAGCACUUGCUUGCAUUUAUCUGCGCUGAAUUGGGUACCAGUGGCUCCGUCGAUGCCAACAACCAGCUGAUCAUCCGUGGUCGCUAUCAACAGAAGCAGAUAGAGAGUGUACUCAGACGUUACAUCAAGGAGUACGUCACUUGCCACACAUGCAGAUCUCCAGAGACCAUCUUGCAGAAGGAGACGCGCCUGUUCUUCUUGCAGUGCGAACGCUGCAAUUCGCGCUGCUCCGUGGCUACCAUCAAGUCUGGUUUCCAGGCCGUCACACAGAAGCGUGCAGCACAGAGAGCAAAACAGGGUUAACCUUAGGUAUUUUCAUUCUAUUCAUGUAACACUCAUGUACAUUUUUAAAAGUUCUAUU